Messenger RNA from Microdochium trichocladiopsis, 1488 nucleotides. RefSeq names its product beta subunit of gdp-forming succinate-CoA ligase. NCBI's taxonomy places the organism in Eukaryota, Fungi, Ascomycota, Sordariomycetes, Xylariales, Microdochiaceae. The transcript has 6 exons. Gene Ontology annotation, cellular component: succinate-CoA ligase complex; mitochondrion. Bases 84 to 1385 code for a protein of 433 amino acids. The record is from RefSeq and is a predicted model, not a curated record. Gene Ontology annotation, molecular function: metal ion binding; ATP binding; succinate-CoA ligase (ADP-forming) activity. Gene Ontology annotation, biological process: succinyl-CoA metabolic process; tricarboxylic acid cycle.
UUCAAAUCGAGAGGGGUACACACCUUCUCGUAGCACGAACAAACACCGGCGUGUCGUCAUCGUAACAGAGUGUCUCGCCGACCAUGUCGUGGACUAUCCCUCGUCGACUCUUGUCCAGCAAUCCGGCCAAGUUGCCACACGUCACGCGACAAGUCCGCCGUCUGAGCUUGUAUGAAUAUCAAUCGAAAGACCUCCUGAAAGAGUAUGGGGUGCCAGUGCAGCGUGCCAAGGUCGCGACAACGCCAUCCGAAGUGGCGUCGAUCAUUCGAGAACUCGAUGGCACCUGCGUAAUCAAGGCGCAGAUCCUCAAAGGCGGCAGAGGUAAAGGUCGGUUUGACAAUGGCUUACAAGGUGGCGUCCACCUCGUCAAGACCGCCGAGGAGGGCGAACAGCUCGCGUCAAAGAUGCUGGGAUACCGGCUCCAGACGAAGCAGACUGGGCCCGAGGGCCUGCGUGUCAACAAGCUGUACGUCGCGCAGGAUGUCGAGUUCCGCGACGAGUGGUACCUAGCUCUGAUUAUCGACCGCGAGAACUAUACGCCGGGCAUUGUCAUCUCCAAGAGCGGCGGAGUGGAUAUCGAAGCGACAUCCCGCGAUGACCCAGCAAGCCUGCACUCUUUCAGCUUCAGUGUGUCCCAAGGUAUCACUGACGAGCUGGUCAGGGACAUUUCCCAGGCCGUCAAGUUCUCGCCCGCAGAAUCAAACAGCCUCAAAGACCUCUUGAUACGAUUGUACAAUAUCUUCACCCAGAGAGACGCCACGAUGCUAGAGAUCAACCCCUUGGUGUCGCUGACAGCGGCAGCGAGAUCUGAAAAUCCAGUGCUCAUGUGCAUCGAUGCCAAGUUCGAAUUCGACAAUGCUGCCAAGAGUCGUCAGAAGCACCUCUUUGGCCUUGGAAACGACGAUGCCGCCGAUGGUGCCCAGGAGGCGCCCGAGGAGGAAGAAGCCGGUCGACACGGGCUGGUGUAUGUCAAGAUGGAUGGAAACAUUGGCAACGUGGUGAACGGAGCCGGCCUGGCCAUGGCAACAAACGACGCGAUCGCUCAUUGCGGCGGGUCCAGUGCCAACUUCUUGGAUACCGGCGGCCAAGCUACCGUCGAGACCAUGCAAAAGGCAUUCGAAAUAAUCCUUUGGGAUGAGCGGGUCAAAGUUGUCCUGGUCAACAUCUACGGUGGCAUCGUCCGUUGUGACAUGAUUGCACAGUCGAUCAUCACUGCCGCAGAAAGACUGGGGCCGUUCAGAGUACCCGUCGUCGUCCGGCUGCAAGGGACCAACUCUGCCGAAGGGUUGAAGCUGAUCCAAGAUGCGAAUCUCGGGCUACACGUGGAAUCGGGAUUUGGGGAGGCUGCGAGUAAAGCUGUGGAAUUGGCCAAUGGUCUUGCAUAGGGAGAACCCGUGGGAUCUGAGCUUUGAAGUUGUACGACUUUCUAUGAUUGCGUGCUGGGUUCACUUCCGUAUUCUCUAAUGAAUCAAUGAUGUUUCUGCUUCA